UGAGCCCGCGCCGCCAGUUGCCGUUCAGCCGCCAGCAAAGUCGAAGCUGCCCCAAUCCGCCGAAAAUGUCCGCGUGCACUGACUAACAGUUGAAGGCAUUUAAUCAACAAUAACAAUACUUAUUUGACGCGAAAUAACGAUUUGUUUGUGAACGAAAAACCCAAAGAAAAGUAAAACGAACGCCAAGAAAAAAAACAAAAUCUAAUUAGAGGAAAAUUAAAAUAAUUAAUAGAAGAAAAUAAAAGAUUAAGCAAAGGAACGAAAAGGAAAGAGACUAUAAAUUAAAAUAAAAACAAAAACAACGAUCAUGUUUAAUUUGCUGCGACGCUCGCGUCAGAGAAAGACGCCGAACAAGAGCAAGAACCACGACACGAGCGACGAGGAGGACAGAAGUAAUAAAGAGAGCAGCCCCAGCAGUCUAAGCAGCUCUCUUAGGCAAAGAGAGAGCGAGAGCAACAGAAAAGAAGAAGAGCGCAAUGGAAGAGCACAACUCCCGGCCCACAGACGGGCGGUGAUCGAGGAGCUGGAGGACUUUGCCGAUGACAGCGACGAAGAGCCGAAACGACGGCCGCCGUCGCUGUCGUCGUCGUCGGCGCUGCCGCCGCCGCCUUGUGUAAAAUUAGCAAAAACAGCUGCUAAUGGCCGCCACUCCGAAGCGGCAGCACCACUCUCUCCGCUCCGCUCUGACAAACGGUAUAUAAAUAACAUAGCAGGACAGAAGGCGGUGGCAGGGGGGACUGCCGUUCUUGCUGCUGCUGCUCUUGACGAUGAUCCAAAUGCUGUGGCCGCCUCUGCGGACAGUCCAAACGAGACAGCAGCCAGCGCGAACGCGAAUGCGAAUGCUAACGGUAACGGUAACGAGAGCGGCAGCCACUACAUUGAAAAGGUGGCCAAUAAGCUAAUUGGCAAUCGCCAUAGCCCCCCGCAAAUUGGGCCACUGAUCGAUGGCCGGCCAAACGACACAGUAGUCGCCCGUCGAGAGCGUGCCGCAACGAACGAACGACAAUCAUCGUCGCGUCUAUCCCUGGGAAGCAUUGUUGCCCUGCCACUGUCGGCCCUAAGUGGCAGUAAUAAAAACGGUACAAACAAGGACCUUGACUGUGAGACGACAGCAACAGCAGCAGCAGACAGUGUGACCAAGAAACGAAAAACUCUGCAAAGGAGUCGCGAUUUUCUCAGUGAAAUUUUCAUGGCGCGAGGACGUAAUCAUCAGCGCCAGCAGCAGCAGAAGCAGCAAAAACAACAGCAAGUGCAACACAACAGCAGUGGCAAGUGCAGCAACACUGCAGCAGAGAGCCACAAGAGUAACUAUAACGAUAACAGUAACCACGUAAUCGGUCAGGCAGCACUGGCCGCACGCCGCCUCGCACACCUUGAAACGAACUCCGACCCCGCCACUGCCACUGCCGCCGCAGCAUCCACAAAUAGUUAUCAAAUGACUAUGUCUAAUAAUAGACCAGAGAAGAACGGCCAGAGAGCGGAGCAGCAUCAGCAUCAGCCAGAGAGCGAGCUGAAGCGAGAGCGUCGCAGUAAUUCAGCUGGAGCAGCAGCACAUCCACAGCAUCCCCCAGAGAAACGAGAGCGCCAAAGGCCAGAGAGUGGAGAGAGCAGUGGACGACCGUUGGCGCGAUCAAGCAGUGCCGAGCCGCGAGAUGGCAGCGCCAACAGAGACUUCAUUCAAGCGGCAAACGUCGUCGAGUGGCGGCGAACGGUGGCCCGGCACGCGGAAGCAGCAGAACAACGCCAUCAGCCAGGCAAUGCAACAUUGCAGCAGCAGCAGCAACAGCAACAGCAACAGCAACAACAAACAAGUGACAUAAUCAUGGGCCAAACCAGUGCCAAGCCCAACGAAACGGCAUCGGGAACGGCAUCGGCGCACAGCUCGCGAGCCAGCACGCCGCGUGAGUUCCGUGAGUCGAUCGUGUCUCAGCCAGCGCCCCAGGCACCGCCGCGCCAACACAAGUCCUCCCAGGAUGUGCCACAAAUAACCGUGGAGGACUGCAGCUUUGAGAGCUUCAGCAGCAACGAAGAGCAGGAGGAGCAGCUGAAGGAGCCGAAACCGGAGCCGGAAGUCUACCAUGAUUUCGAUAGCGGCCUAAACAUCGAAGAACUCAACGAAGCAAACAUCGAGACGCUCGAGGAUGAGGUCUUUGCCACGGAUAUACCCUCCACCAUCUAUCAGAAUGCCAAUGGCAGGCCCUGGACACGCCUCAGUCACGUCAAGCUGGAGAAUGUCCAAGAGGAAGCAGAAGAAGAGGAGGAUGAGGAGGCGGACGAGGACGAGGACGAGGAUGAAGUGGAUGAGGCGGUGGAUCUGGAGUAUCACCACCACAGCCAGGCCACGCCCAGCGGCAACUCCAGGCAGUCGGCCAGCAGCGAACGGAGCGCCCUGAAAAGUGACUCCAAUCUGAGCAGCAGCUAUGCGGAUUCCGGCAUUGGGGUGCACGACGAGGAGCAACAGCAACAGCAACAGCAACAGCAGAAGGUGCAACCGCCACAGCCGCCGCCCCGCAGUUCAUCGGCCACAUCGGCGACCCAGCCGCUGCUGCAGCGUCGCGACAAUCGCUCGCCCUUCGCCCGCGACGGCUACUCCACGGACUGCGAGGAGACGCUGCUGCAGUGCGACGAACUCGAUGACGAGCGCGAUCUCAGCGAGCGGCUGGUAUGCAUCGAGAGCAUUAGCCUGCCGGAUGUGGUGGUUGAGUCAACGACCGCCAGCACCACAACAGCCACAGCCUCGACCACAAAUGGCAGCAGCAGCACAGAAGCACAGAUCAAUAUCAAUAUUGCCAACGGGGCGGGGGCCAACAGUCUGGGCAAUGUGCACUUUAUACCCAUCCACGUGGAAGGACGCAGUCGCAGCAACAGCCCCAAGCAGCGCAGCCGCGACGACAGCUGUCUGGGCGAGAGCCUGGAGAUCACCGAGGAUGGCAGUGUCCUGAACAAGCCGGCCCUAAAGGAGCACUCCUAUGAGACACACGAGCUCAGAAAGGAGAUUAAACAGCAGAAGGCACGCUUCAGCAGCCAGCUGGACGAGGCCCACAGGAAUGUCCAUCAGCUGGAAGCCAAAGUGGGGGAAAUGCAUCUCAAGAUACAGAAACUGGAGCAGGAGCUCUCCCUCAAGCAAUGGAAUGUGGAAAGACUCCAGGGCGAGCUGAGUGCGGCCCAUACGGAUGAUGAAUAUGUACGCAAGAAGCUGAAAUUUCUGGAGGAUGAAAAGGUACACUUGAGGCACAAAUACAGCGAAGAUCAAGAUGAAUAUCGGCUCAAAUAUGACGAACUCGAGGCUCAGUACAACGAUCUGACCGAGAAGUACAAACAGACCCAGGGUCUGGCCAGCAGUCUGCAGACCCAGCUGGCGGGUGCCCAGGCCGAGGCUCAGGAGUGGCGCCAGCAGGUGGACAGCAUUCGGUUAGAGCUCGAUGAACAGAUACGCAUACUGAAGAAUGCCCUGGAGAACUCGGAGGCAGAGCGCAAGAUAUGCGAGGACAAGUGGCAGAAGGAGUUCGAGAUGCUCAGGACACACAAUCGAGAGCGCGAGGAAUCCCUGAUGACGGACUGCGAAUGGCAGCUGCGGCAAAUGCAGCGUCAGUGCAAGGACAAGAUGGACAAAUCCAAUUACGAACGGAAACAGGCCUCAGCCAAGGCCGAGGAACUGGAACUGGAGCUGCAGUCCCGUCGCAAGGAGGCCGAACACUUGCGGGUGUGCCAGGCGCAGGUGAACUCCCUUCGAGGCGUCGUGGGCGAGCAGGAGCAGACCAUUCAAACGCUCAUGGAUCGCAUCGAGAGUCUCAAGACCGAUCUGGCCACUGCCAACGAGAGUCUCGAGGCCCAGAUCGAGGCUGUGCACAAGAUCAAAUAUCAGUGUGAUAAUGCCAUCUAUGACAAGGAACGUCAAAUGAUCUACAAAAUCGAUGAGGUACGCAAUGAAGCUGCCGCCUUCUGGGAGAACAAACUUUACACAGAGAUGACAAGACUGACAAAUGAAUUGGAGUCCGUUUAUGUGGACGAGCGCAGGGAUGCCCUGGAUAAGCUGCAGAAUGAGCAUAUUGAGGAGCUGCGAGCCCUGACCAAUCGAUACACGGCCAAUGAGGACGAACUGCGAGCCGAGAUCGAUGAGCUGCAUGAAAAUCUGGAGCUUAAGAAACAGGAUUUCCUCACUUUGCGCGAACGUUCCGACAAUGCCCUGCUGCAGACCCGCAUGCAUUUGGAUCGGGCCGAUCGCGAGUACCAGAAUGCCAUGUGUCGGGAGGAGGAUCGUCGCGUGGAGCUCGAGGAGCGCCUCAAGAAGGAGUUCGAGGAGGAGAAAACCGAAAUGGAGGAGAAGUUCCGCGAACGCCUCGGCCAGGUCAAGGACGAGUUUGCCAAGGAACUGCAGCUGUCCACCCAGGACAUGGUAGAAUCUCAUCGCAAGGAGUUGGACUCGCAAAAGGCCAAACUUCAAGCGGAAAGGGACGAGGCUCUGCAGGAUCUUGUGGACCGACAUCGCGCCAAAAUAGCCGCUGCCGAUGAGCGAUUCAACGAUUUAGAGCUUCGGCACCAGCGCAAUCUCAAGGACCUGAAGGCGGCUUAUGAUGCCGAGAAGGCGGCGCUGGAUAAGCGGGACAUCAGCAAUGCCAACGAGAUCGAGCAGCUGCACCGCAAGUGCCGUUGUCUAACGAACCUAUUCGAAGAGAUGCGCAUGCGCUAUGAGCGCCGUGAUCCUCGAGCCGAGGAUCUGCGCGAAAUCUCCGAGCUGCGAACGCGCUGCGAGAGCCAGGAGCGGGACCUGUAUGUCCUCACAGAUCGUUUGCGGGACAUGCAGAACCAAAUGUCGGAGAUGCAGCAGAAUGGCAAGGCAGGCGGCAAGUCCAUCAAGAAGCCACCGCCCAAGACACUGCCCACCAGCUGUGACGUCAUCUAUGAGGAGAACGAAGAGCGGGAGUCCCCCGAGCAGGAAAGCGGCAACAGCCAGGAGGAUGACGAAGAGGAGGAGGAGGAGCACGAGCAGGAGCCCAGCGACACGGAGUCGAACCACACGAUCGAGGUCAACGGCAAGGGCCCGCGCCUCAACGAGGACGACGCCCACCUGAUAACGGCUGUCUAAACGAUCCCAUCCGAUCCGAUCUGUCACUUCCAAAACCAAAAUAUCUUUGGCUGUUUUUUCAAAAGAAGAUUUGCCCCAGAGGGUCAGCGGGAGACCAACUUCUGGGCACUAAGCCACGCGACAAAUACAAAAAAAUUGAAAAUAACUUUUUGAAUUGGUUUUUAAAACCGCACCAAAAAAAA
Molecule: messenger RNA, 5268 nt
Organism: Drosophila miranda
Lineage: Eukaryota; Metazoa; Arthropoda; Insecta; Diptera; Drosophilidae
Product: golgin subfamily A member 6-like protein 22
Exons: 12
Coding region: 308-5086 (1592 amino acids)
Biological process (GO): regulation of transcription by RNA polymerase II
Cellular component (GO): mediator complex
Molecular function (GO): transcription coactivator activity
Source: RefSeq, a predicted model, not a curated record